Cladocopium goreaui is the source of this 12537-nucleotide messenger RNA. NCBI's taxonomy places the organism in Eukaryota, Dinophyceae, Suessiales, Symbiodiniaceae. The record is from the annotation of a GenBank genome assembly.
AUGGGAAAGAUCAACCCGAAGUAUCAGAAGACCAGAGCAGUAGCCAAAGAGGUGGGGGAGCUCCUCCCCGAACUUAGACCUGGGGGCACAUACGAAAAGCUGGAUAUCCGUGGGCCCGCCUCUAGCGGGGGCGUCGAUUCCGAAUUCUACCAACGAGGCGUCAAGGGUCGAGGUUCAGAAAGAAAACCCAAUGACGUAGCUGUUGUGGUGAAUGACCAAAUAGCUCGCUUGAAGGUAGACGGGGAUCAUUGGGCACGUGUGGAUCGAUACGGGUUAUGGGUUCGUCUCCGUGGAGUGAAGGGUUCCACGUCGAAAGCGCUUCGCCAAACGUUGGAACAGGAGGGGAAAAUCCAUCUCUGUCGCGAGCAGCGGUGUCCGCUUGAAUUGCAACCAACACCCGGUCUACAUUGCAAAGCUUACGCUUCGGUGGAUGCCAAUGGGCUGGUGGAUUUGGGAGCUUAUGCAGGGUGGUCCACCCGCAGGGUGAUCGUCUUGAUGGGUCGAUGGCUACGUAGAAUGGUGCGGGGGCUUAGUCUCUGCGUGUACUAUCUGACGGGAUGGUUCAUUCUCAGACAACUCUGGGCAAAGCGGACGCCACCCAGAACCAUAGUCGAAGGAGCCGUCGUCAGACCCUUGGAUGCGGAAUCUGAAUCUGAAGUAGAGGUACAAGAUGACCCUUGUGAGGCCGUAUUCGUCGGUUUGGAACAUGGAGGCAAACCGAGAGCAUUGGCCACAGACCCAUGUGCAGAUCGGGCUAUCGGAGAGCCGGUCCGGCUCCUGGAGAGGGACAGAGAACUCUCUGACGUCAAAAGGAGAUCCUCCGUCAGGCUUUGCGACCAUCAUCGGCAGUUCUACGUGGCGGCAUGUUCAAGCCGAAAAUGCAGCGUGUUGGCUUGCUACGAACAGGUUGAUGGUGCCAAACAGGGAGUUCCCCUCUGCAAGCACCACCUGACGGACCUUGGUGGUUGUGCUCGCCCUACCCGCAGGGUUAGCUGGACACAUGAGAGAGAUAGCUCCAUUGCACGAUCCGAGGCAUCUAUGUCCGAAGGAGAAUGCCUCACCCCUGCACGAAGAAGCCGCCGGAUCAUCUUUGACGGCGCUGAACGACUUGGGCCCAGGGCUGCUUCGGCCGAUCCUAGUGAAUCCCAGAAGAAGAUUGAAGGCAAGCUUGAGAAGGGCCCGUGCAUGGUGCUCCUCAGACCAAAGUCAUUACAAACCGCGGAGGCCCCACCCAGGUGGACUGCAUGGUUGGGGCGCAUCGAGGGGUUCGCCGAAGAAGGGCGCAGCCAGGAGCUGCUCGAAGUCCACAUCCCUUCCUUGAAGCAAACGUGUGUGAUCCACAGAAGGCUGUUGAAAGGGUCCCCUCGAGACAACGGGGCGGGUCGAAUUAGUAAGCAUUGGGUGCAGAAGUUCCUUCAGCAUACCCAUGACGAAGAAGUCGGCCAAGGGAUAUCGGUCUUGGUCGCGCGCCUGUCCGAAGACCAAGCAGCGGCCCUGAAUGGGAGACUCUACCGGGAGAUCCUCCCACAUGCUGAUGCAUAUUUGCGUGAAGAAGCUGAGAUGUCCGACGACUUUAUGACACCGCCAAAGCCGAAAGUCGAGCUGGAAGAGGGUGCGGGACCGGCGAUUCCACCCUUCCCAGACCUAGAUGAUUCAGAUCGCCAGGGAAGAAUGGAGGCGGCUCGAAGAGCUCUUGACCAGCACAUUGAGGGAGAGAUAGAUUCCGAAGUGUUGCAGACCGUGGCCACUGCCUUCGACCUAGAUCAUGAGCAACUGGCUCAGUCGAUGUAUGCGAGGAAUCACCGCCUUAGCUACUCGAAGCCAACGACACCACCAGGAUUGGGAGCCGACCAAAGCGAAAUGGAGUUUGCAAGAAGACCCGUGACGGCAACUAUGCCAGGAGGAGUGACCGUAAAGCCAGCAGUCCCCCGGCCGGCGAAUCCACUUCUGCCGAGGAGCUCCUCCUCAAUCUCCCCGGUCCAGAGAGGUGGAUUGUCGCUCUUUCCCAAGGGGUCAGGCGGUCGAAACAGUCUCGUGAAACCAGCAUCGGAGCAGAUGCCGGAGGGCAGAGCAGGAGCCACGUUCGGAGAAGCCCUCGGAGACAGCACACAAGUCCAGAGCGCGGACCGCAUCAUUCACGCCAUCGACGGUCUGAGAAGAGCACAGGAUGACGACAAAAACCUCACGAAAGGGACCUUGAGUUCUAUCAAAGAGGCGGAGAAGAUGGACGUCUUCCUGGCACGAGGCUGUGGCACCCUGACCGUUGAACUCGCACCGGGAGUGUACGGGAAGGAACUUUUCCACGCGGGGAAAAGGGUGGCAAAUCACGCUCGCCAUAUGCUGCACUUGAUCAAAUGGCCGGUGCUGAUGACCAACAGGGUCCUACUUGGCAUCGCUGGUCUGUGGUGGGGUGGCAAAGACACCUAUACCUUGCACGCAAGUGACUGCGUUACCGCUCGGUCCGAGCAGUUGGACAGUUGGAAUCCGUCCUCCGACAACAAGAUCGAAAAUCGCAUGAGACCACCAGGAGUCUUCAACACUUGGCUCAGGUACGCGGAAAACUCAGUUCGCGAACUUGUCGCGGCUUGGUGCGAAGAACUGCGAGAAAGCAGAAGGAAACUCUGCUCUCUGCUGGGGACCGAAAAUCCACGGCUUGAAGACCUGAAGCUGCUAGCUUUGGCGCCGGGAGCGGAUGGGCAAGCAAACUUCCAGUUUCCAAGCAUAUGGGAUCUGGGCGACCCGAACGGAUAUUACCAGACAGUUGUGGUACCCAGGCAGCAAAGGCAAAUGUCGAGGCUGCUCCACAAGCAGCUGCACGACCACAACCUCAAGCAGAAGAAGACAGCUGGUCCAGCUGAAGAUGAAGAGCCAAGGACAGGGAAAGCCCCAAAGCUUAACCUGAAAGACAAAGAGGCCGAUGGAUAUGCGGGCGGCAGCAUGAAAUCAGCCUACCCAGCUGGAAAACGGCUUACACAAGGAGAAGCUUCACGGUCCGUGGAGCACGCACCUAAGGAUCCCAAGACCAACAAACCUAUCUGCUGGGAUGCGGCCACACACAUGGGAUGCACAAGAGGCGACAAGUGCCAGCACGCGCACGAGCCUUUGCCGGGAUUGGCCAAACUUGACUACACAGUUGCCAUGCAGGUCAUUCGAAGAGGAGGACUCAAAGGUGGGCCGAAAAUCGAUCCCAAAGAGGUCGACGGAAGGGUCGCUCAGCUGCGAACCCAGGCAGCGGCGGAUAAGGCCGACAAGAUCCAACCUAGCAAGAAAGCGAAAGUCAAGCCCAAGCCAAAGGCCAAAGCUGGGAAGGAAGCUGAGGGUAAAGCUGAAGAAGACAAGGUUGGGAACACCCAGUGGGUCGCACCUGAAGACUAUGAUAUCCCUCUGACCCAUCUCGAGACUGACUUGCAAGAGGCGGUUCAGGGCCCAGAUGAGGGCUGGCUGCGAAUACCCUCACAACCCACUGAGCAAGAAGCCGCUCCGGCUUGGGAUGACCAGAGCCAAGAGGAGCGGGAAAGGCUGAAACGAUGGAAGUCGCUGGAGGAGAAAGGGGUUCUGGCGGCCUUGGAGUCGCCCACGGAUUAUCUCAGGUCCCAUGUGAUUGCACGCAUGAUGGCAGCACAAGAUGAAGGAUAUGAACUGGAGCUGAACCGGUGUCUCGAAGAUGCGGCAGAACAUGGACAUCCCGCGCUCUCUAAGGAAGCCGGACGUCAACUUGAGCUCCUCAAGCACGAGCCAAAAGCGGGUCACCAAGCGGAUGUCGAAUUUACGCCCAUCACAUGGGACGAGGGUAUUGGUCAUGGCCUGUUGAACUUUCAAGGAAACUUGUCGCAUAUCGGCUCAGUCACGGUCCGUGACUACCAGGAUCGCUUGAACGCAAAAGACAGCGAGGUCCCACUGCAAGACGGGCAGUUGGAAGAAGAGCGCCAAUGCCUGCCUCUUCAUGUGGGUGUCGGGUUAGCGUUGGCCGAUGAUCCAUCUGUAGAACUACGAGAGGCCGUAGCCAGAGCCAACCAGUUGAGAAAACAUCUCUGGGAUGAAGCAGUGGAGGCUCACGCACACCUUGGCGAUCCGCCAGCGUGGAUACCUGAGGGCGAGCACUUCUUGCGUCAAAACGUCCAUGAUUGCCUCUAUCCUCACCACGAGAAAGACUACCGCGCCUUGCAAACCCUCACAGGAUCCAUGCUGCAAGGAUACACGUUGGCGGUCCUCAGGAUUUCCUAUUUUGGUCGGUUGGAGGUCGACUUGCUCCACGGAGAUGAUGCUGGCAAUGGGAAGCUAGUUUUCGUUACCAUCCACCGGGGGCAUAUGCGCCUGCUUCUUCCACAACAGCCCCAGCAGCUGUUGGAUCACCUGAGGACUGCAGACAAGGUCACCAGGGAACUUCAGGUUGAACAUUGGAGGGUGAUCUUGGACCAGAGCAAAGUGGAGGAUCAGAUGGUUCCAGCCAAGUCCCCCGCCUGCACAAGAUGCCAGCAACAGCAGCAAAGGCCUUAUCGUGUUGGUGAAGGAUUCCCGUUGCCACCGGCUUCAUUUGAGUCCUGCUUGCAGGAUGAUCCACAGGCUCUUCAAAACAGCGGUGUGCCUCUGCGAAAAAGGCUCGCCUUCGCCUAUGGGCCAAUUGGUCAAGAGGUGUACGCUGGAUGGGCAGGAUGGACCAAGGGGCUUCAGUACCAGGGGAUCCCGUGCGGAGAACCCAUUGAAUACUAUGAGGACCCGAUCGAGCAAAAGGGCUUUAAGCCGCAGCAUGAUACCCGUGACCCGAAGGUCCGAGAACGAUUGCUGGGAUUAGCUGGUGCUCCACCAGGGCCCGAUGUCCCCAACACUUGGCAGCUUGGAGUCGUUUGUACUUCCUUCUGCGACCACCAGCUGAAGAACGGUGGCAGCAGGACCUGGCAACGCCCACAAGGCGACGGCACUCGUCCCUCUGAAGUUCAAGGAAAUGAAGACGCAGAGUUCGCAGCCGAACUUUGUACGGUUCUGGCGGACAACGGAAGAGUCUUCGCAUUGGAGAGUAGCGCGCCGUCGGGCCGCUACCCCAAGAUAUGGGACCUGCCUUGUAUGCAGAGGCUCCGCCGCCGCACCGGCGCAAAAAUUGUCUCUAUGGCUAUGUGCGCUUGGGGUCUGGGACCGCCUGAGACUGAGGAGGGCCUGUUUCAUCGCAAGCAUUCUUGGUGGCUGGUCUCCCCAGAACUCUACCCAUGGGCCUUGUUAUUCCUUGGUAGGCAGUGCCCAGGAGUCGGCCCGACUCACCAGCACGCACCCUUGAAGGGACCCAGUCCAAUUCCUCAAGUACCUCUCACUCGACUGGCACAGCAAUACGCACCAGCUUUGUGUGCAGCCUGGGGUCUGGUAGUCCGAGCAGCCUUUGAAGAAUGGAGCUGGACAACAUAUCUGCAAGAGCACAGCGUGCUCAAAGCCCUAGAGAAAUGUUGGACCGAACUGGACGCACCCCCUUGGCCGGCUGAUCCAGCCAAUACGUUGGAGCGAACCCUUGGCCAACAUUUGGCACCGGUGGUUGCUGGCCAAGCGGAUGGACCAGGCCUCCCACAUGGCUACACCUGUUCAGGAUGCGAACUCCAACAGAUGGUCUACCCUUGUACGUUUUGUGGGGGGGAGGGGUCUGUUUCCGAUCCCGAAAAGCAAGCUGAGGGGCAGGGCACAAGGGCAGGCAGCGUCGACGACGCCAAUGGCCAAAGCACUGCUGAGAAAUACUUGGAGGUAUGCCAGAGUGCUUACAGCAAGGAGGCAGUGAGAAAAGCCACAGAGGCAGGAAAUGCGUUGUUGAGGGCCGCCGGCUCGGUGCCAAGAGCAGCUGAAUUAGUCAACAAAGCGAGGCUGAGGAAGUAUGGGGAACACUUCCAGAAGGCAAAGGAAGGAGCAUUGAAAGGGCUCAGCCCCCUACACGAGCAAUACUUGAAAGACUGUGUGCUCAAGGGCGUGCCCAGCCGAGCUAAGAGUACCCCCAAGAGAGAGAAGGCCCGAAACCACGGCUCCGUCAGGGGGCACGAGGAAGAGAUGCUGCAGAAGGCAUGGAAAGACGCAUCUUAUGGGGCGGUACUUCUGUGUUCCACAGAGACCGAGGACCAAGAAGAAAAUCGGCAAAUCGACCAGAUACUGACCGAGAGCAAGGUGGCCGAGAGCCCUCUCGGCCGAGUGCCCAAGCAAAACCCCGACAGAACCAUCUCAGCGGAAGGUCGUCCCAUCAACGAUAUGCGAGCCAGGAAUGCUUCGGGCUCCAAAUACGACCACCCACCCGCCGCUCAGCCUAGGCACAGAGCAGUGGUCAGGCAAAGCCUUUGGUGGAGGGUGCGACACCCGAAGGUUCCACAGAGGUGUGCGAAACGCGAUGUGCCAAGGGCUUUCAAGUGGCACUUCCUCAAGCCGGGCGAUGUCCCUGAAUUCUGCACGAGGAUUCUAGGUGUGCUGAUCCUGAGUCUGGUGAUGGUGUUCGGUUGGGUAGGAGCGCCAGGGGAGUUCGUGAUAUGGGCCACCGCAGCCCAAAAGCACCACGGGUCGUUCCGACCAUGCCAUCCUCAAUUCAACGAUGUGGUUCCCUACACCAGCCGAUGGCUGAUGGAUGACGGCGUGGUGGUAGAGCCACUAGUGGGGAAUAGGAUCCAGAGAUCCCUGUCAGCAAUGGAUGCAGCUAUGGUAUCAGUCUGGGGCCCUGGAGCCAUCAAUCUCGACAAGCUCGCCGAAGAAGGCACCCCGGCAAAAUCCCAGCUCCUGUGGGGCCUCCACCUAGACUUUGAAGAACAGGUUGUGGUCCUCCCGGAACCGAAGCGAAUAAAGGCGAAGUAUCUCCUAAGAGAGCCUCAGCUUCAAAGGGGGUGCCAACGAGUUCGUACCAAGCUGCUCCGAGAACUGGCAGGGACAGCGCAGUAUUGGGCCGUCUCCGCUCCGGAGAUUGCACCCUAUCUACCAGUCUUUUACAGGCUCCUGCAGCAGGAAGUAGGCGAUCAUGAAUGGGUGAAACCCAGGGGCUCCGAGAGUGAGCUAGAGGCUGCCUGGGCUGAGUUCUGGGAUGCGCUCGAUUGGGUUCGCCUCCAGAUGGAAAAGCCUUGGGGAACCAGUUUCAGAGCAGCUUUCGGCAAGCUCCUGCCGUUAAGGGAAAGGCUCGCACUCCCUGGCAUGGCCGCUUCGGCCCGAUUCGUUGGAGGAGAUGCCACGCUAACCAGGCUCGGAAGCACUGAUUGGAAGGAUAGAUGCUACCACAUGGCGGACAGCAGCAGAUACGUCAGGGCCGUGAGCGAAGUCGUAGGGGGCGGAGAUCACUUGGAGAUCAUCGGAGUGAUGGAGCUUCUGACGUUCAUUGUCCUGGCAGCGGCGCGGAAGGAAACCUGGCAGGGGCAACUGAUCCUUUAUGUGACUGACAACAUGAAUGUCAAAGCAUGGUUACGUACCAGGCGCGCUUCAAACAGAUACGUGAGGGCGCUCUUGCUGCUGCUCCAGCGGCUCGAAGCGGAGAAUAGCUUCACUGUCGAUGGAGCGUACGUCCGUCCCUACCACAAUACUCUCAACGACUGGCUGACAAGGGAGGAUGAAGACAAGGUCCAUGCGGAAAUGGAAAGCAGUGGCUGGACCCGCCUCGAGCUCAAUGAGGACUGGGAAGGACUCCUGCGAGAAGCCAUGCGCCCCACGUUGAAGCUACCAGGGGAGAAGGGCCCGAGUGCAGCUUUAGCCAUUCAGCUGGCCAACGAACAGCAAACCGUGCAUGCCUUCCCCGCCAAGAUCGAACCAAAGCCAUUCAAAGGGGGACUCCACCAAAUCCGGCUAGGGUCGGAACUACUGACGUUCGAGCUGGGGUGGGCCAAGGGCGGAGGAUCGAUCGCAAGCCAGGCGCAAGCUGACUGGAUCGUCUGUGUUCUCACUCAAGACCCAAAAGGGCGGGAGGCAGACAUCCUUCUAAAAACCCUCGCCAGAACUGAUUGGAGAGGACGACUUAUCGUUGACCAGCCCAGGGAGCUCUCUGAAACCAGCCGAAAUCGCCUGAUGCAGCUUCAGGUUCAAUGGGGUCAGGCACAAGUGGUCGACUAUCAGACUUCACACCACGGCAGCUUCUUUGCCAGGGCCAGAAGACUUUGGCUUUUUGGAGGAACGGCCGACGAAAAGGAGAGAGUUCAAGCAUGGCGAGUUGCACAAGUCAACGAGUGUCAGAUGUUACCUCUGCGAUCCGCAGAGGAGUCAGGUAAGGGAUUAUGCCCGCCCGACUACCUUUUCACGAGAGAACCAAACCUCAUCACCACCGGAGACAAGUGGCUUCCAAAACCAGUCGGCCACUUGGUUGACGUGCGCGCCGGCAGCAGGCACCUGGUCCAUAGCACACGGGGCCCAGCUUGCGGACCUAGGCUCACAGGUGAGCGUCUCAAGAUCCCAGGAGGCACCCUGUUGGAAGAUGGGACGGGUCUGGUCCGUCCUCUCCUCCCAGAAGAGGUGUGGGAAAUGCAAGGGGGCCUCGCAGAGGAUUGGCGUUCCGCCGACUCGAAGAGAAAGGAUCGCAUGAUAGCAGCUGCAGUCCGGGAGCCAGGCUGGCAAGUGGCUAUGAGUCUCAUGCAGGCUCUGACUGGAACCGAUGGGAAGGCAGGAGUCCUGGACCCCGAUGAGAUCCAAGCCCACGAGCAACUAGAGGUCUGGCUGCGAGCGUGGGGGAGGAACCCGAAGGCUCCCUCUUCCGAGCUUUUCCUUACUUCGUGGAAAGAGCCACGUGUGGCAGUGGCACCCACUCAUGAGUUCGUGGGAGCGACAACCCAGGCGAAAGCAGGCGGAGGCAAACGCACCACCGUGAAGCCAGCACUCAGUGAAGUGGAGAGGCUGGUCCAGCCCGCAUCCAAAAGAGGCGGGACUACUGGGACCCCCCGCCCCCGAGGAGGGAGCACAGCAGAGCUUGACCAGGUAGCCAUGGAAGCUGUCUUGGCCAAACUGGCUGAUUCAACUCGCAGGGUCUAUGCAUCAGGCUGGAAGCAAUGGGCGUUGUACAAUGCCAGCUCGGGCACUCACCCGUUCCUUGACGGAGAAGAGCGCUCCGCUCGGACUGAAGACGAGCAGAGGUUGAUUCGGUUUGUAGUAUUUCUACAUCAAGUCAUGGGAAGGUCCAUAGGUGGGGUCAGACAAAGGUUGUCAGCCAUUCGUUAUGCACAUGUUGCGGCAGGAUACCCUGAUCCACUGGUCGGGCGACCUCGGUUGUGGGCAGCGGUUGCGGGUCUACAACGUUGGGAAGGCGCCCCAAAACGAAAGCUCCCUGUUACCCCCAACAUGUUGCGAUGGUUGGUCCAGCACUUGAAAAGUAGCGGUUUAUCAGUUGUCGAUCAAACCAUGAUCAAAGGAGCCCUUCUUACAGGUUGGUUUUUCAUGAUGCGGGCCAGUGAACUCUUGCCCAGUAUCAAUGGAGAAGACCCCAUGAAUAGGGCGCUCCGCCCAGCUGAUGUUGCUUUCUUUUCGCAUGGGCAGCCUACCAUAGGCGCCAAGGCCGAUGAAGUCGUAGUGCAGAUUAGAUCUUCAAAAACCGAUCAGUAUGGUAGGGGCCAAACACGGUCACACCACCGCUCCGGUGGAGAUCUCUGCCCUGUUGAAGCCUUAGCCGCGCUACAGGUCCUACAGCCCCAUCGGUGGCGCAGCCCUGAAGACGAGGCGCCUUUGUUCCGCUAUGAAGACGGGACGGGGCUUGACAGAGAGGGCAUCACCCAUUUCAUCAAGAUAGCUGCAUUGGCCGCCGGGUUUCCUGGCGAACUCGCUGGUUCACACUCACUACGUAAGGGGGGAGCCACUGCAUUUUUCGCAAGUACUGGGGACUUAGAAAGGCUUAAGAGGUACGGUGGUUGGUCAUCCGAUGCUGUUCAUGCUUACCUUUAUGAAGAUCAUACCGCUCAGAAAGGGAUUUCAGAAGGGAUGUUGGGUACCAGCCUCAUUACACUCCCCAGCCAAAAAGACCCCGGGGUCCGUAGGCAUCCAGCGGUUGUUCCAACUGAACCCCAAGAGUCCUAUCCUGGUUUAUUGGGGGUCCCUCAAGAUGAGUUAUUCCAUAACAGUCAUGGAGGAUCAAACCCUUUUAGCAGCCCAGUUGCCACGAAGCGAACAUCCAGAGCUCCUCGAGGCUCAAACACCAAUCGUGCAUUUUCGUGGGCACCAGAUCGUAAGGUAUCGUUUGCAGUGAAGGCUGGUGCUAUGGAUGCUACUGAUGAAAGUGCCGAUGGGGGACGAAAGCCAGCAGCUCCAGAUCGAGCCAAUGCAGCGAACCUCUUUGUAGCAGCUCACCCAGGACUAGAUCUUUAUCAAUUCCUGGGUGUUCCACCCGGUGCGACUCCAGCUCAGGUGCUCACCGCAUAUCGUCGCAGGUCCCGUGAGACUCAUCCAGACCGCUUUGCAACUGCUGGGGAAGAUGUCCAGAAAGCCAAAGGAGAGGAGUUUAAGAUGUUGGGAAUGGUCCGAGAGAUCCUCUUGGAUCCACUGAUGGCCACUCAAUACAUGAGGUGGAGACAAGAGCAAAUUGCUGCAAAGCAUGGGCGAGGCCGUUCCCCAGUUGUUCCAGCUGGUGUCUAUGCCAAGCAAGCUUCAUCAUUCCAACAAGCCAGAUCAAGUUUUGAUCGGUCCGGCGCAGGAGCCAGCAGCUCGGGAGGAGCAGGCCGGGAGGGAUAUCCUGGAGGAGGAGCGCAAGGAGGACCGCCCCCAGCCAAAGCCCCUCCUGCUCCAGCAGGGACCGCGCAAAAGCCAAGGAAACCUCCACCGCCCGCGAAUCCGCCUACUCCGAGCUCAAGUGCGAAGCCAAGGAAAGCACCGCCACCAAGAAAUGAUGAUGGGAGGCCCAGAGGACCUACCACCCCACCAAUGCAAAAAAUGGCACCCACGCAAGCUAUUCCAAAGGGAGCACCGCCAACACCGGCCAAGCAUUUCCCCAGGGCGACCCAACCAUACACUGGAGGGGGCAUGGUGGACGAUUUGCGAGUUCCUCGCAUCGCACUGGCAGAUGCAGGGGUGAAACGAUCAGACGCUCCGUCUGAGUCUUGGUGGUCAGAGACGUCAUCCAGAUACAGGGCCCCUUCGAGCUGGUUGGAGCCCGGGUCUGAGCCUUGGGUCGAAGAUGACCUUCCACCGGAGAGCACCGUCCCAGACAACGAGGAUGACUAUGUGUAUGUUGAGGUGGAAGCUGAAGACGAUGACAUGGACAUCCUCCAAGACCACCAAUUCGAUGAAGAAGAUUGGGACGAGCCGGCAUGGGAAGAGCUCCCUGAGGAGGGGACCGGGUCUGAGCAAGUCUUCCAAACCUUCGAUCAAGCCGUGAUGCAAGGACUGCUCCAGUUCAUGGAUUUCGUGAACAGAGGACGGGCCAAGAUGCUGAUUGAAGGUGCUCCACCUAUGACUUCUGUCCCAAAAGAGGUCCGGGAGGCAUGUUUGGGAGACCAUCCGGGGCUUCUAAAAAUGCAUCCCAGCGCAAAAGCAUGGCUAAUGGCAGGGACGAAAGGUGUCGAAUUCAAGAAGCCACCACCUCCUAAGCCUCCCAUGCUUUCGGCUCCCCCAAAGGUGGCUCCGCCGCCACUUCCAAAGCCAGCUCAUCCAGAACAGGUACCUGAGCCAAAGGAGCCGCCGAAAGCCCUAGCCCCCAAACCAGUUCCUCCAGUGCUGAUGCAGAAGACACCAGCACCAAAGAAGCCCCCUCCGCCACUGCCAGCAGCCAACUAUGCCAUGCCGGCAAGAGCUAUGGGACUCGGUUCAGGCGCAACAGCAUCAUCUUCUGAGGGCGCUCCGCCCACUGAGGUGAACCACUUUGGGUUUGACGAGUCUGAAGUCGACUAUGGUGAUGACGAUGAUCGAACCCCUGAGGAGAAGGCAGAAGAUGAGGAGCUGCUCGAGAAGACCAAGACGAAAGUGGAAGCUUUCCUGCGAGCACCCCCAGAGAUGAGGAAGACGCUUCGCUCCCAAGCAUGGAAGCGGUGCAAGAGCAAACUGGAGGAGCUCAACUUUGAGUUCAGCACUCGUCCACUGCCCGAAAUGCACCCAGGCAAAUUCGAGAAGGAUCUCAAGGAUGGCUUCACCUAUGCGGAGGCCAAACAACGCCAAAAGGGCCGGCAACGGGCCGCCCGACAUCAGCGAGCCUUGGCUGAAAUGGAGGGUGCCUCCUUUGAGGAUUUCCCGAAAUCCUGGUCACAUGGGUAUUCCAAGCAAGUCCUGAAGCCGGGUUUCCUCGAAGAGAAGAACAAGGAGCGGGCCCGCCGAAAAGCUACAAAGGCCAACUAUCGAUCCGAUAGAUCACGCAGCACUCCACCACCUCGCCAGUCAGCUGCUCCAGCUGCUGCAUCCAACCAGGCUGAAGCUGAAAGCACGGCCAACUGGGAAGCAGGAAGUCAAUGGCACGACUGGCAAGCGAGACGCAGCAGUGAGUGGCAACGGCAUCAACCAGAUGUCACACAACGGAGAGAUGCAAAUGCCGCAGACGAUGACGACUGGGGCAACUGGACCAGAGAUGGGCAACGAGGCAGCAACCAAGAUGGCUGGUCCAGCUAUGACUAUGGAAACCAUCAGGAUCGACAGUGGAACCAGUGA